Messenger RNA from Dentiscutata heterogama, 129 nucleotides. Lineage: Eukaryota; Fungi; Glomeromycota; Glomeromycetes; Diversisporales; Gigasporaceae. The record is from the annotation of a GenBank genome assembly.
CCUAAAAACGAACAUGUAGCAGCGAAAGACACCAAAGAUGACCACCGUGAAAUAGCGACAAAGACGACCACCCGUGAAAUUGCGACGACCACCCGCGAAAUUGGCGGCACCGAAGAUGACCACCCGUGA